Dovyalis caffra is the source of this 360-nucleotide messenger RNA. The record is from the annotation of a GenBank genome assembly. NCBI's taxonomy places the organism in Eukaryota, Viridiplantae, Streptophyta, Magnoliopsida, Malpighiales, Salicaceae.
AUGGGAAGUACAAGUCUUGAAUUUGAGCAAAAUGCUUUGAACCGUUUCAAUAUGAUGAGCAAUGGCCCAGAUGGAUUCUAUUGGCGUAGACACCAAUCACCUCCUCCUCCUCCUCCUCCUCCACCACCACCUUUUGGUGCCUGGAGCUUAAGACAUGAGAAAAGCACAUUUUUAAAGAAGUCGGUCAUCCCGUGCUGGAAGGGGAAACUCAAAGCUCAAAAAGAAAUCAUGACCCCAAAAAUCUCUAUGGCUAGGGUCUCUCCACUCUCAUGGCUUCAGGAUAGCGUGAUGAAGAAUCAACAAGAAGAAGCAAGAAAUUCUGCAUGGUUCCAAAAAUUCAAGUUAUUAUCACAAACCUAA